AUGGAGUCUGCAAUUUCCUCUGAAUCUGGCCAGGCCUGCUUUAGCGAGCGCCGCUUCCACCCUGCUUUGCGCGGCGGCUGUCACGGACCCGGGCCUUCCUGUCCACUGGAGGAGAGGACAGCGGCGCACCAGCUGAAUGCUGUGACGGAGGACAUGUGCUCCAAUGGGUCUGCUGCCCCAGACAGCCCUGCCACGAGGCAGGAGAUGCGGAAAGUGCGCGUCAUACAGUUUGAGAAGGUCACCGAGGAGCCCAUGGGAAUCACUCUGAAGCUGAAUGAAAAACAGUCCUGCACGGUGGCCAGGAUCCUGCAUGGAGGCAUGAUUCACAGACAAGGUUCACUUCACGUGGGGGAUGAAAUCCUAGAGAUCAAUGGUACAAAUGUGACAAAUCACUCAGUUGAUCAGCUCCAGAAGGCAAUGAAAGAAACGAAAGGAAUAAUCUCAUUGAAAGUGAUUCCCAACCAGCAAAAUCGGCUUCCUGUACUACAGAUGUUCAUGAGAGCGCAGUUUGACUACGAUCCCCAAAAGGACAAUCUGAUCCCUUGCAAGGAAGCGGGACUGAAGUUCGUGACUGGGGACAUCAUCCAGAUCAUCAACAAGGAUGAUAGCAACUGGUGGCAGGGCCGGGUGGAAGGCUCUUCCAAGGAAUCGGCAGGAUUGAUCCCUUCUCCCGAGCUGCAGGAAUGGCGAGUGGCAAGUGUGGCUCAGUCGGCUCCAAGUGAAGCUCCGAGCUGCAGCCCCUUUGGGAAGAAGAAGAAGUACAAAGACAAGUAUCUGGCAAAACACAGUGCAAUUUUUGACCAGUUGGAUGUUGUUUCCUAUGAAGAAGUUGUUCGACUCCCUGCCUUCAAGAGGAAGACGCUGGUGCUGAUAGGAGCCAGUGGGGUAGGUCGCAGCCACAUUAAGAAUGCCCUGCUCAGCCAGCAGCCGGAGAAGUUUGUGUACCCUGCUCCACAUACAACUCGGCCCCCUAAGAAGAAUGAGGAAGACGGGAAGGACUACCACUUCAUCUCGACCGAGGAUAUGACCAAGAGUAUCUCUGCCAAUGAGUUCUUGGAGUUUGGCAGUUACCAGGGCAACAUGUUUGGCACCAAAUUUGAAACGGUGCAUCAGAUUCACAAGCAAGACAAAAUCGCCAUCCUUGACAUUGAGCCCCAGACCCUGAAGGUGGUUCGGACCGCAGAACUCUCGCCUUUCAUUGUGUUCAUUGCACCUACUGACCAGGGCACUCAGACGGAAGCCCUGCAGCAGCUGCAGAAGGACUCCGAAGCCAUCCGCAGCCAGUACGCACACUACUUUGACCUCUCGCUGGUCAACAACGGUGUGAACGAAAUCCUCCAGAAACUGCAAGAAGCCUUUGACCAGGCAUGCAGCUCCCCCCAGUGGGUGCCUGUCUCCUGGGUCUACUAAGCCUGAGCCGCCAGCGUAUCUUCCCACCCUCGCCAGCAGUUUAGAAUGCCCUUUCUCUUGCUCUAAGACAAAUAGCGUCAGUCCAUCUAGCUUUGCGUGUUCGCUUCCAGUUCCCUGCAAUUGCCCUCAUUAGGCCAGUAGGAUUCUGUCGUCUUGUUCAGGUUUCUGCAGAUCUGUUGGAUUUUCCUGAGAUGGGGCCCCUUAUUGGUGUGGAUUCCCUCUGGGCUGGUGGGAGGGGAGCUGUCAGCAGUACUACCAACAAGCGCUCAUGUUGACAAAGCAGGGCCAGACACAGGUCGCCUCUAGCCCUGCACUGCUCCUUCAACUACGCAGGGCACAGCAACUUUCCAAAGUGAGACCUGUGCAGUCGGAUGCUGUCUGCUCUAGGGAAAUUCUCCAAAGCAAUAAAGAUGUGCUGUGAAAACCCA
This is a messenger RNA of Echinops telfairi (small Madagascar hedgehog), 1838 nucleotides long. It is a transcript of the gene MPP1, whose product is annotated as MAGUK p55 scaffold protein 1. The coding region runs from base 1 to 1410 and encodes 469 amino acids. Gene Ontology annotation, cellular component: plasma membrane; cell-cell junction. Gene Ontology annotation, molecular function: signaling receptor binding. The record is from RefSeq and is a predicted model, not a curated record. The transcript has 12 exons. Lineage: Eukaryota; Metazoa; Chordata; Mammalia; Afrosoricida; Tenrecidae.